GCUGCUGCCUGUAGGGGCGCGCUUCUGGAUCUAAGUCGGAUUUCAGAAGAGCCACACACGUCUUUCCCGAACUGAGCCAGCAAUCAUCGAAUUUCCACGAAAAUGGACGCGGGAUUUUUCCGCGGCACCAGUGCAGAACAAGACAACCGCUUCAGCAACAAGCAGAAGAAACUCCUAAAACAACUCAAAUUUGCAGAAUGUCUGGACAAGAAGGUGGAUAUGACCAAAGUGAACCUGGAAGUCAUCAAACCUUGGAUUACUCAACGAGUUACAGAGAUUCUGGGUUUUGAGGACGAUGUCGUCAUAGAGUUCAUAUUUAACCAGCUUGAGGAGAAGCAUCCAGAUAGCAAGAUGAUGCAGAUCAACCUGACGGGCUUCCUGAAUGGAAAAAAUGCUCGGGAGUUCAUGAAGGACUUGUGGCCCCUGCUACUCAGUGCCCAGGAGAACAUUGCUGGUAUUCCAUCUGCCUUCCUUGAACAAAAGAAAGAAGAAAUCAAACAAAGACAGAUUGAACAGGAGAAGCUUGCUUCUUUGAAGCGGGUGGAUGACGAUAGAAAAGACAAGGACAGAGAGCGAGCACAGUCAAAGAGCCCAAGAAGGCGGAAAACGAGGUCACCAACACCAAGACGCAGAUCGCCGUCGCCAAGGCGCAGGUCACCAGUGAAAAGGGAGAGAAAGCGCAGCCCUUCACGCUCGCCAAGACGCAAAUCCAGUCCACCUGUUGUGAGCUCAUCCCCUCCUUCCUUGAUGCAGCUGCCCACAAAACCUGUGGAGGAGCCCGUGGUGCCAGACGCAUCAGCAACAGCUGCACCCGAAGCAAUUGUCCAAGAAACUACUGCCUGUGAAGUGGUUAUGGAGGUGGUGAAAGGAGACUCAGUCACCAAAGUUAAAGAUCCUUCUCCAGACAAGAGUCAUAAAAAGGAGGAACAGCAGAAGUCCCGGGAAAAAGAGAAGGACAGCAGGAGGGAAAAACCUCAUCGCCGCUCCCGUUCUCAUUCACGCACUCGUAGACGGCGUUCUCGAUCAAGGUCUUACUCCCCUCGUAGAAGACAGAGUCCCAGGAGAAGAAUGUCUCCUCGUCGAAGGAGCCCCCCCAGACGUGGAGGUGCCAGCUACAGACACAGACACAGACGAUCUCCUGUUCGCAGGCGGCGCUCUCGCUCUCCAUCAUCCUCUGGCAGCAGCUCAUCACGCUCUCGCUCACCUAAGAAAAUAAUGAAAAGAUUCUCCAGUCCACCUCCCAGAAAACAGGCCCAUCGUCCAGAAACAUCUAUGAGCCCAUUAGGGAAAGACAAACGGUCACCAUCGCCACGGACCAGAAGGGGUCGGCCCUCUCUAACCCCACCCAGAUCAUCCGGUUUGAAACAAAAAGUGGUACGGAAUGAUUCUCCACCUGAAGAUGUCAAGCCCAGUCCCUCUGAAGGCUCUGAGUCAGAGGAGGACAAAAAUGAAAAAGGAGCAACAACAGAUUCUGUGCAACAGCGCCGUCAGUACCGUAGGCAGAAUCAGCAGUCCUCUUCAGAUUCAGGAUCUUCCUCCUCAGAGGAUGAGGCGCCAAAGAGACCAACAACAGGUCCAAGCGCCAGAAAUGGUGAUGUUAGAAGGCGGCGAAGCCGUACGCCAUCCCCACGGAGGCGACAUCGGGACUUUUCUCCAAGGAAGAGGCGUUCUCCUUCUCCUGGGGCACGCAGACGUCGCUCGCCCUCUCCCCAAUGCCGGCGCCGAUCUCCCUCUCCCCAACGCCGCAGGUCUCCUUCUCCACCUCUUCGUCGCCGUUCUCCAUCACCCAGGCGAUACUCUCCUCCUAUCCAGCGUCGCUACAGCCCCUCUCCUUUACCCCCUCAUAAGAGGAAGAUGUCAAGCUCGCCCAUAAAGCGCCAGUCUCCAGGCGCUAAGCGGCGCACCUCCAGGUCCCCCAAGCGCAGGAGUUCUCCUCCAAAGAGACGGUCAUCCCCUUCGUCCACGUCUCCACCCAGACACAGAAGGAGCCCCGUAUUACCGUCUGUGAGGCCGAGCAGGGACACACGAUCUCCAGCUACGGUGCCCAGUCGUCGUUCCCCGUCCCCCGCAAACCGUAGUCGUACUGUCAGGGCUUCACCCAGUCCAGAGGGACAUUGUGAGAGAUCCAGUCCAUCUCCACCUGCUCAGCGCAGGCAGCAGUCACUGGCCCACAGUAGCAAACCCUUCCAUCGAGUGUCUCACAGCCCGGAGCAACGCAACAAUCAGAGACCUUCUCAGAGUCCCCAUGCUGUGAGGAGAGUGUCUUCCAGGUCCAGGUCGGUUUCCCCAAGACCAGUGCCUCAGAAACGGCCGGCUGCCUCGCCCUCACCGACUUGCUUCGCUAGUUUGUCCCCACCGCCAGCCAAAAAGCCCAGCAGUGGAUCUGGCAGCCAAUCUCCAAACAAGAAUUCAGAUGUUGAUGUGACUGGGAAGAAAAAGAAGAAGAAGAAGGAAAAGAAGCACAAGAAAGACAAGAAACAUAAGAAGCACAAGAAGCACAAGAAGAAGAGCAGUAGCAGUGUAGCUGGAGAUGUUCAAGAGAACCAGGGCGUGGCCGAGGACGGGGAUUCGAGGAAGGAAACAGAGAGUGAAGUAGAAGACGGUUUGGAUGACUUGGAGAAACACCUGAGGGAGAAGGCGCUUCGCUCCAUGAGGAAGGCUCAGGUGUCUCCUUCACUGACGUCCUGAAAACAAGUAGCAAUCAUCUUGAGUUUUCCACUCCCCUUUCUCACCAUGUUUGUCCUCAGCCCGGUCCAGCUUUAGAAUGUACAGAUUAUUUCUGGAGGUUUUUUUUUUUUUUCUCUUCUUCUUACAGCUUGUAUUCCGCGUGGAUUUCCUUCAGAGCUUGACUACUUCCUUUGUGUGUUAUCCGAACUGUAACGGCGCUUUUGUUGUCCUCACUUAAGUGUUUGUGCAGAAGAAAAUGCAUUUUUGAUUUGGGUAAGUUUUGAACAUUCACCACAGUCCAUUUCAGAGUUGAUUGCAUGUGCAGUGAUUGAUGUGCAUGAACCCCAUCGACUUUAACGGAGCGCCGACAAACGCUAACCUCCAGUAACGUACCGUUACAGUGCCGCUGCCGCAAUGAGUGCUGUUUAAGAGGCUGUAACAGAAUGGAACAUGUAAUAGACGUGUUUGGUAUUGUUUAACCUUGCUGUUAUUUAAGACUAAAACAGUCUGGCUUGAGAUAGAGACCACUUUAAUUUGUUUCGGACUGGUUAAUGCCCAGUUUUAUCUUGAUGCUCUUGAAUUAAACUGUUCUGUAGGACAGCCAUGAUUUGUAUUUUGUGCCCCUUGCUUUGGCAUUGUGAAAUCCUUUCAAAAUUAAACAUUUUUUUAUGUUCUGUUUUCUUU
This is a messenger RNA of Thalassophryne amazonica, 3351 nucleotides long. It is a transcript of the gene srrm1, whose product is annotated as serine/arginine repetitive matrix 1. The record is from RefSeq and is a predicted model, not a curated record. The transcript is spliced from 17 exons. Gene Ontology annotation, biological process: regulation of mRNA splicing, via spliceosome; mRNA processing. Gene Ontology annotation, molecular function: RNA binding. Gene Ontology annotation, cellular component: spliceosomal complex. Lineage: Eukaryota; Metazoa; Chordata; Actinopteri; Batrachoidiformes; Batrachoididae. Bases 103 to 2688 code for a protein of 861 amino acids.